AUGCAUACGGAACUCGUUUCCAUGGCAACUCAAAUGUCUCUAAAAUUGAUGUGCGAAUCUUAUUCAUUAUUACCGUUCCAAAAACUGCAUCUCCCGUUGAGUCUAAUUAUUUCUCACUUAUACAAAGACUCAUUUCUCACCAAAAUGUCCCCUGAACGUCCCAGUUCCGCACAAGACGAGGUCGCCCUGGCAACGCUCAAGAUGUCGGCGCCGGGAAGUCCCGAAGCACUGACGCCGCAUAGAGACGCUCAGUCUCCGAUAUCUAUCCUACUCGCGGUUGCUCAAAGUCAGAAAAACAACGACGAUGAUCUGACGAGCCUGUCCUGGUUACACGAAAGAGAUGUCCUUAAGGGCAUGAACAUCAACACUUCCCCACUCAACAGCACAAAUUCCACACCAAUAAAAAACGGAACGUCUGUUUUGUCAGAUUUAUCCCCUACGAGUGAUUACGUGGACGAAUCUUCCAUUUCUACGCCGGAGUCUUCCACGUGCAGUUCGGUGAAUUCAUCGAGUCCGGGCUAUCAUCAGACGCAAAGCAAAACGGCCAAUGGCAGCUACAAUCAGAACGGAAGCCAAAGAUCACGUCAUCCCCAUAAUGUGCCCUACGAUCCUCUGGUGCACACGAACAAUAAGCCGCCUUAUUCAUUCUCAUGCCUUAUAUUUAUGGCGAUUGAGGAUUCAGUGCAGAAGGCGUUGCCCGUGAAAGAGAUAUAUGCCUGGAUCUUGGACCACUUCCCUUACUUCAGGAAUGCCCCGACUGGAUGGAAGAACAGCGUCAGGCACAACCUGUCAUUGAACAAGUGCUUCCAGAAGGUGGAAAAGGCUCCCAACCUCGGUAAGGGCUCCCUCUGGACCGUCGAUCCCCAAUACAAGCCCAACCUGAUUCAGGCUUUGAAUCGAUCACCGUUUUAUCCUUGCUCUGUGUUCGAUUCGCCGCAGUCGAUUCAGCAGUCUUCCACACCCCCAGAGAAGCCUGCCAAUUAUCGCGUAUCGAGCCUGCCCAAUCCAGAGUUGUUUCCGUUUCUGAGUAAAAAAUUGGCCGCGAAGGAAAGGACCGCCCUAAACGGGGACCAGAUCAAAAUCGAAGGAUUCAAAAUCGAACAGGAGGAAUCGUUGGACGAAGUGGACGCCGCCGCCGUAAUGUUAAGCUUGAAAAAUGGCGUCCGACUCGACAGCAGCAAAAAAAAAGUGCAACCGCUACAAGUUAUCACGACAUCACCUAGUCAGGAUCACACGUAUAGCGCGGCCGAUAGCGAUAACAAUGAAGACGAGGCCUUUGAGAGUGACGAAGAUAACGAUGAUUAUAGGAUUACAAAACAUAGGCGUCUCAGAACUCGAACCUGUCGGAGAAUCGACUUCGAAGACGACGAAGAGCGGAAAAUCAAAGAAGGCGCUGAGACUCUGCUAAAUUUGGCGGGAAUCGCCACGCGCAAGCGCACUCUGUCGCAGCAGCAACAGGAGUUCGACCCUUCAAUAAAAAAAGAAAAAGAAGAAGAACGAAAACAGGCACAGUUCAAGCCGCGUCUUCUCAGGACUAAAAGGAAAGACCGUAAUGGUCCGAAAGUUCGCCCGGGGAACAAUCAGCAAGGGUUGGUCAAGCACACUAAUCAGCCCAGCCGGAAAGAGUCCAUUCAAAUACAGUUUCAUAUUGUCUAGUAGAUUGAUAAGAUCAAAGUUGGAUCAAUGUGAUUAUCUUCUCUUAACUGCAGCGACAGAAGUCAGUAAUCUUAUUUUGCUUUAAACAAUCGAAAACCAGCCGCCAAAAGGUCAGAAUCCUACUGCGUUCUGUCCUUUCUCAUUGGACUAAAAAACAACUGAAAUGUAAAGCAAUAAAAUGUGAAAAAAUGUCUAGAUGUAAAAUAUUUUAAGCUGCCCGGUUUGGGGCAUGGUUUUUUUAUGCACUAAUGAUGAACAUCGGAUUUUUUUGAAAGUGAAACGUUGCUCGAAAGUAAACAUUUGAUCCUGGUCAAUAUGCGUGGUUCCAACUUAUGUUUAGAGAAAUUUUAAAUGGAUUUUUAUCCAGUGAAAAUGGCAUAGUUUUUAGUAGCCAAAACAUAAUGUUAUACAUCAGGGGGAAAUUACUUGGGGUUGUUUAAUUAUUAUACUAUGCACAGGAAUGUGUGACUGAUGUCAUCUGUUGGAAGUAGAUAUCUACAUCUAGAUUUGGCCCUUGAAACCUACUCAAGUCAUAAGACUCGAAAGCCCCUCUAUACAUAAACCAUAACGUUUUUGAAAUCAUUUGAAUUUUGUGAAAAUAUAACCUAUUAAAGUUGUAUUUAACAGAACUUUUAAAUUGUUUUUUGGAAUUUGAAACCAAGGUAUGUGUGAUUUCCGAACGAUUUAGGAAAUAUUUUAGGUUAUUAGCGUCCUGAUCAGACGGCAACGGAUUCUUUUUGUGGCGAACUUAAAAAAGAGGGCGUUGAAAAAUGGAAGUAAUUAUACAGUGGCAGAACUAAAAGAAAAUCUUUCAGAAGAAAUUAAUGAUGCAUAAGAUUUGAAGUUUUUUAUAUUUGAGAUAUAGAAUAUAUAGUCUAUUGUUACACCACCGUAAAUUUGGCAUAUUUGGGUAAUUAAAAUUGGAUUGCUUUUUGACAAAACUUAAAUUAUUUAAAGAACCUUAGGAUUUAGAUAUCAAAAACUUUCUCAAAGAGACCUGGUUAUAAUUAUUUAUUUAAUUAUUUAUAAAGAUAAUUUUUAAAAGAAUAAAAUAAUUUAAAUAAAUUUAGCAAUACGUCAGACACAGGCACAAAUUAGAGUGCUAAUAAAAAAAAAUAUAUAAAAAAAUGUUAACAAGGUUCCACCGCAGUUAAACUGAUUAAAAAUUAAUGUCUGCUCACGAAACUAAAUUCGAGUCCCAUGAACCAUAAACUGCAUUACAAUUCAGACGAUAUACCCCUGAUCUAGAAAAAUAAAUCUAUUGGAUCUUUGACUGUUAUUAUAAAUUAUUUUCAUGUAUUGUUCGUUUUAAACGGUACUUAGCCAGAUGGACUAGUACCUCAAGGUCUUUUCUUGUUCCCGUGUUUCUAAUUUUCUCCACUUUUUUGACUCCUUUAACUGGAAUUUUGUUUUUUGUUGAAUAGUCACUCAAAUUUGUACUUGAGCAUUAAACCAGUCAUACUCAAGAUGAUAUUAAAAGUAUAAAUGUAGAAUAUUAAUUGUAAUCACCCAGCACAAUAGUGUAAUGCUAACAAGGGUUUAUAGUUCCUUCCGGUUGUUCUAUAGUUCUUUAUUCUUUCUGGUGAAAAAGGUGUCUUAAUCCUUCUUUGGUUGUAAAUGGCCCUCUUGGUAUUUUGCCCAAAUCAUUGAAGCCCAAAUGUAUUUCAUUAUUUUGAUCUAUUGCCUUUUGCAUUAUGUGUUUUACUGUGAAUAUGUGAUCCUGUAUACUUCUUCCCUUCCUGAGAUUCCUGUUUUGUUUUAACAAGGACUGCCACUCUUAUGCUACGACUUUACAGUUUUAUCAACAACUUUAUUCAAAAACAGACUAAUAUUUAAAAAAAAGAGCUUUGAUAGUUUUAACACUUUUGAAACUUUUUGAAAACUCGUAGAUGCAUAAAUAAUGUACAUUGGAAACGCUAUUAUUGACCAGGUCACUGUUGAAACGGUUUUAAACUUGCUGAAGUUUCGUCAAUAGUGCAUAAUCACUGGCUUAAUUUCUCUUAAUUUAAUUAUUAUUAUACCCCGGACACUACGUGUCUAUAUAGUUUCACGGACCUUGAAAAUUAAUUCUAAAUAUGAGUGUUAAUUGAGAUUGUAUCUUUUUUUAGCGUUUUGACUAAUGCAUGAUAAUACAUAUUUAGGACGUAGUUAAAUUUUUGCAAAUUCUAAACUCGGUGUAUUUAUAAAAAAAAUCUUACAGUCAAUAGUGGAAACUAUUAGAAAAUAGAAAAUUUGUGACAGAGCAAAAAGGACGGUAUGAUAAGGGAUAUGUCAGAUUUCUGUAUAUAAACCUAUUUUUCCACGCCUAUGCUUCAUGUGUAUUCUUUCCUGUAACGAAAUUUAGUCGUCAGCCACCGAGUUUACAGCUGUAAAUCUGUUGGUCCAAAAAUGUGUGUACCGGGUGGUCAUAAUUAAAUGUUUUUAACAGGUUGUGUGUAUGUAGGUGUCAAUUUCAAUUAAAGACAUUAUCCUUUAUUCUUCAUUUAAAAGAAAACUACGUUCACCUAAUAAUAACCUAAUUUAAUUAAUGCCUGAAAAAAAAUCUGAGACCUAUAUAGGGUGUUUAAAAAAAAACUGGUAUACGACUAGUUUAAUCGAAAAUUUAUUAUCUACUCAUUUAAUUGUUCAAUUAUAAAUGUUUUAUUCAAUAAUAGUUUUUUUAGUUUUAUGGAAAAGUUUCUAAUAAACCUGUGUAUUAAAAUUUAUUUUUUCCAUAUCAUUGCGUAACUCAAUCUCCUCCACUCAUUUCCGUAAUAGUUUUUAUUGUUGUGUCUAUUUUCCUUUUUAAGAUGAAAAAUAAAAACAUUAUUGAUCCGCCAUAUUUAUCGCGCGAUAAACCAACUACCCUUAAGUUUUGAAACACCUGUAUACACGACUUACUACAGAAAAAAUCUGAGAACGCCGCUGCAUUUUGCGCAGAAACUUGGCCUAAAAAUGUUUUUCAGAUAUUUUCAUAAAUGAAAAUGUUAUCGGCAAUAUUCAAAACUAUCCAUUAUUAAAAAAUUAUAGCUCAGUCGGUGGUGCGGAUUUGUGCGAUUUUUACCAUUAAAUAUUUCUCAAAGACAAAAAGGGAAUCUUUCAUACACUUUACUUCUUUCUAAACAACAGUCAUUUGGGAAUUGAGAAAAUACUGCCGUAAAAAUACUACAUCUGAAAACUGUCGAAUUGACAAUUGUUUACGCCUAUGUUGGUUGGUAAAUGGUUCCUCUCCUUUAAGUGCUGUCCCGUUUCGAAGGUUCUUAUUAUUAUCAUUUCGUUCUUACUGCAUCACAACCAUUUCCUACAGAUUUCUUUUCUAAAUAAUACAGCAGUUUUCUUCUUCUUAAUAGUUGCUACAACUUAUGCAUGCAUCUCAUCACUUAAUGCCUCUUGCCUCUUCAGGUCGGCUCUGUCCAACAUCCAGGGUUCCAUUUCACAUAUGCCUGAUCAACUCUUUACUAUGUCCUCCCAAUAGAGAUCAACGAGGAUUAGAGCACCUCUGCGUAUUUCUACUUCAUCUAAUGUCAUUGCUAUCCUUUGCCCGUAGUAUAGGUUUGAGAUGAUUUUUAUGUCUCUGAGGUUUUCCUUGUUUUUCCUAACGUUUAUAUAAAAAAGUGAAGUCUCGCUCUAGCAAAUUAUAAUCUAUAAAGCAGGCGUGUAUGUCUUGAUCGAUGGCUAGGCAUCUUUGCGACAGGACUUGUUCCUAGACUUUCACGAAAUGCAAACUGAGUAUUCUGACAUCUUUCUGACAUUCUGACUGAAGGGUUAUGAAGGUUGAUAGCAACCAAUCAUUUAGUGUUAUUCCUUUUCGAUUUGUAAGUGGUCCUCCUCUAUCAGUUAACAGUUGGUCUGGUCACUUCAUUUUUAAUUAUGUCUGGUUCCCCUUCUUCCCUUUACUUAUUUAAGAUCAAAGUGGAACGAGUCAAGGCUUGUCAAGCAUAAAAGAAGUUUCCAAUUGCCACCCUGUAGUACCUAUUUGUCCGGCUACAUGCUCUACUCAUGUUAAAUAAAAAAUGAGCCGAAAAUCCUAUACAGUCUCAUGCUCAUUGACUGACGACUGAAAUUUAUUUUCUAUGAGUUUUCAUCAUCUGAAGUGGAAGGUAGAAGAUAUUGGAUUUUGAUUAGUUCUACAACAAUUAUUACUUAGCAUUUAUCAUUACAAAACCAGUAUCUUUGCCAUCGCAUUCGAACGAAUAGUUAUUUUGAAAUGUAUGAAGGCUGUGUUAUCAUACUUGAUGAAUUGAGUUCGGGGAAGGGCAUUGUUUAAAACAAUCGGUAGAUUUUAAAUUAUUAAAUCGAACAACUAGAGAAUCGUUGUUUUACAAUUAUAUCUCGCUGUAUAUAGGAAAAAAUUAUUUUCGAUAUUCUCCAAAGUUGUGUAAGUAAUUUCGACUUCCAUAUCGCAAUCGGUUUGUUGUCAACAAAUUCUAUAGCAAUAUCUAUGUGCGUUUUUUUUUUAUGUUUCAUUUUAAACACUCAUGUGCUUGGCCGAAUUCGCUGCUUUUGUUUUGUGCGAGCUAUUGGUUUUCUCUUCGCCCGGGUUAAGUGUAAAGUCUAUCACGAAAACAUGACAAAUAUUUUUCCAAAUUUAAUUUUUACUCAACCCUGAUGGGCAAAGUUUUAACCGAAAGACUUGCACCUAUGUUUUACUAUUUUAUGUGUGCCAAAGCGAAACGAUUAACAAAUUGUGCGGUUUUUAAAAUACAUAUUUUACGUGGUUGAAAGAAAGCAAAAUCUUGUUAAUUGUUUCACACAUAUUUUAUAUACUUCUAUAAAAAUAUAUAUACUCUCUGUUUUUAGGCUCCGUCUUCCAAUCUUAAUAUUAAGAAAGAUUAUCAGGUGAUAAAAAUAAAAAAUGAGAAAACGAAAAAAAUGUUUUAUUUUUGGUUACCUAUUUUGGUGUAUCCGCAGAUUUUCAGUUGUUUUGUGGGAAAAUGCAAGUUUUAACUUAUAUUUUAGUUUUCGGGAUUUUACGGUCCUUGCAAUACCGAGUGAUUACUAAUAUAUAAUUCUACCUACUAAAGGUGGCAAUAAUAUUGUAUAUUAUU
Molecule: messenger RNA, 6683 nt
Organism: Cylas formicarius (sweet potato weevil)
Lineage: Eukaryota; Metazoa; Arthropoda; Insecta; Coleoptera; Brentidae
Product: forkhead box protein N3-like
Exons: 9
Coding region: 1-1656 (551 amino acids)
Biological process (GO): regulation of DNA-templated transcription
Cellular component (GO): nucleus
Molecular function (GO): cis-regulatory region sequence-specific DNA binding; DNA-binding transcription factor activity
Source: RefSeq, a predicted model, not a curated record